CUUUUUCCUGACAGGCUUGACACGUUCCCGCAACAAUCCGCGUUCUCCAACAUUCACAUGUGACAUGCCUUCAAAUCUCGAACUGCGUCCAGCAUUGCCUUGCACUACUCGUCUGUUAUGUAGCUGGCCUAUAGCUGAUGGCAGGUUCCAGGUGAGCCGGUGAGGCGCUAGGUGAGGCUCGUGCGAAACUAUGCGCUCGUAUCCAUAGCGUGGCAUUGCGGAUGGGCAAGGGUUUGUGCCAUGUGCACCCGCUGUGCCAUUGCGACGCUUGGAGCUCAGUGCCCAAACAUUCAUAUUCAUGACACACACCAUGCAAUACAGUGUUGGGCCGCAGCUGAGCAAUGAGCGCUUUGUUACCAGGUUGCCGAAUGGCGCGCUUGGGAAGGACGGUAUCUUUUCUAUUCCUGCUAGCCAUUGUGCUGAUAGGAUCAUCAUGCGUCAAUGGAUUUGAAUGGCGGAGCAUUUUUGGUGGUGGUUUCGUCGGUCGCGGAGUCGUAGCAGCGUUGCAGGAGUCCACGCAACAGCGCGGCCGUGGGCACAUCAGCACUCACAGUGCGCGGGGCGCAAGCCAGUCCGCAGCUCUAUCGGUUGCUGAGGACCACAACCAGCUAGUUGAGCAGCGGCAGCAGCAACUGCAGCAGCAGGAGCAGCAGCAGGAGGCAGAGGAGCAGGAGCAGCGGCGGGCGACGGCGGCGGCAGUGGCGGCGGCGGCGGCAGGCAGCGCCCGGUCCUGGUCACACCUUGAUGCGCUGUCCCGCGGCGGCUGCGGCGACAGCGCCUGCAGCAGCUCGCCGUACACAAUGUACGUCAGCAGUGUACUGCCGGCGGCGGCAGUGGCGGUACGGCAAUACGGCAGUAGCGGCAGCCGCGGCGGCGCCGGUGACCGUGCCGGCUCGGGCGGUUUCGGUUUCGCCUACAGCGGCGGCGCCGGGCGCGGCUUCAGCGUCAGCGGCACUGGCAGUAGCGGGGGCGGCAGUAGCGGGGGUGAUGGCGGCGAGCCUGAGGGCCCCAUGGUGACGUGCCUGUCUCUGGCUGGGCUGGGCUGCUUCGCGCCCGCCUCCCAGACCCCCUGCUGCUCGGCCCUGGCGCGGCAGCUGCGGCAGCUGGAGUUUGCAAUUGACCCCGCCUGUGCGGCCUCGGUGGGCGGCGUGACGCUCAACGGCCGCAGCCUGGACGCCUUCGUGUCCGUCAUCAACUCCACCUCGCCCUCCUCCUCAUCUUCAUCAUCAUCUUCCGCCUCGCCCUCCUCCUCCUCCUCCUCCUCUUCCUCCUACUCCACCUCCUCCUCCUCCCCCUUCUCCACCACCUCCUCCUCCUCCUCCUCCUCCUCUUGGCUAACAACGGCAUCGACAGCGACCGCCCGGCAUCACCACAACUAUUGGGACACCGGCCCGCACCCAGGCCCCGACGACUCAAGCCCCGACGACCCAAGCCCCGGCGACCCAAGCCCCGAGCCGUCCACCCCCACGCCCACCCCCACGCCCGACCCCUCCGCCCGCCUGCGCAUCGGCGGCCUGAGGCUCGACUACUGGUCUGUCAUGGGCACCCGCCUGUGCAUCACGCUACUGCCGCCCUGCAACAGCCUGGUGGCGCUGUGCGGCAGUAGCACAGCCGCCGGCAGUAGCUACUGCGCUGUGUCGUACGAAGAGAAGGUACGGGACGGCGCCAAGUGCUGCGCCACGUGUCAGGUGCCCGUGGGCGGCGGCGGCAGUAGCGGCGGCGGCGGCGGAGACGAUGGCGGCGGCGGUGGAGGCGGCGGCGGCGGCGGAGGGGGCGGAGGUGGUGGUGGUGGAGGCGGUGGCGGAGGUGGUGGUGGUGGAGGUGGAGGCGGCGGCGGAGGGGGAGGUGGCGGCGGCGGCGGUUCUCCCUCGGCGACGUCUACGGCGUGGCUGGCGUCAACGGCUUGGCGGCUGCGCGGUGCCGCCGGCGGCAGUGCUGCUGCUACUGCCACUGCCACUGAUGCUGGUGCUGAUGCUACAACCACAUCGCCGCUGCUGUCAGCAGCGGCUGCAGCGCUACUGCGGGCCCUCCCGGGCGGCGGCAGGCGCCAGGGCUACGGCGGCGGCGGCGGUGGGCUGGAGGUGCAGCUGUCGGGCGGCGGCGUCAGCCGGUCCGCCACCGGCAGUAGCAGCGGCAGCAGCAGCGGCAGUAGCAGCGCCAGCAGCAGCGGUAGCGGCAGUAGCAGUGGCCUGUCCCUGUCUUCUGACCCGACGGAGGAGCCUCAGCUACAGCGGCAGCCUGGCGGCGGCGGAAGCAGUAGCAGCAGUAGCAGUAGCAGUGGCACAGGAGGCAAGAGCGGGACGGCGGCUGCGGUGGCUGGCAGGACCGGCGGCGGCGGCGCGACGGUUAAGUCGCACACGGUACGGCAGCGGCUGUACCACCCCGACGGGUUGGUAGCGGAGGUGGAGGAGGAGGUGAUGGAAGUGUCGGGUGGCGGCGGCAGUAGCAGCAGCACGGAUGGCAGUAGCAGCACGGGCGGUGGCUCGGACGGCAGUAGCAGCAAUGCCGAUGGUGACGGUGCAGGGCUUGGCGGGGGUGAGGCGGCAGCCAGCGGCGGCGGCGGCGGCGGCGGCGGCGGCAUGACCAUCACGCGUGCCGCCGGCGGCGCCAGUCGUGUAGAGCUGAGGUGGCGGCGGCAGCGGUGAGCUUCACACUCAGCAGAAGCAAAGCUAGCAGCAUUAUUGCUAUGCAAGGUAGAUUGCAUUGGUUACAAGAGGGACUUGCUGACGCGAGUCGCGAGCGACAUCUGCUCUGGACCUCAGGGACGUGCCACCUGCAACGCCGACGACCUACUCUAGUAGUAGGCUUGGCAAGGCGAGGUAGGCAAGGCGUGUGUUGAGGAACUCCGCGUUUUGUUGAGGUACUGGUUCCCACAUUAUUAUAACUGUGUGCUUUCGUUGGGCAGAUACUUGAUAUUUGGAUGGCUGGGCCGUGAGGCGGCGAAGGCGUUGUUGCUUGUGGUCCUUGCACGUUCGGUGCUUCGCCUGCUGCCGAAUCAAGUCAUGCCGCUAUCAGGCCUGCAAGUCCGCACGGCGUUGAAAAAGCGACUUGUGUGGAGUUGGGGUUGUAGGGUGGCGGCGGCUUUAAGCGCCUGUGCAAGUGGGGGGGCGCCCCAAGCGUGCCUGCACGCAGAGCCCAACAUCUGCACUCGUGUGAGCUGUAGACUAGCGAAUGACGAGGUUUGCUGUAAGCCUGCAGUGCCGGGUAAGCUACCUU
Messenger RNA from Chlamydomonas reinhardtii, 3216 nucleotides. RefSeq lists its product as uncharacterized. The record is from RefSeq and is a predicted model, not a curated record. The transcript has 3 exons. The coding region runs from base 369 to 2645 and encodes 758 amino acids. Lineage: Eukaryota; Viridiplantae; Chlorophyta; Chlorophyceae; Chlamydomonadales; Chlamydomonadaceae. Gene Ontology annotation, cellular component: nucleoplasm; nucleolus.